Strongylus vulgaris is the source of this 204-nucleotide messenger RNA. NCBI's taxonomy places the organism in Eukaryota, Metazoa, Nematoda, Chromadorea, Rhabditida, Strongylidae. The record is from the annotation of a GenBank genome assembly.
AUGAAGAGAUAUUCUCUGAUAGUUUUGCUUGGGGAGAAAGCGCAGCAGGAGCUAGCCUGCUACGCCGCCACAGACGACAGAAGGACAUUAAGAACUCUGGAAUGGAUCCAUCGCGAAAAACGUCCUCGAGAGAGGCCACCAACCAGAUGGGCUAACGUGUUCGUGGCAGAUGGACUAGCUGAAAUCUCAGCUGGUAACGAGUAA